AUGGACGGCCUCUACGGUGAGAAGUUCGGCGUGCGCAGUCCAGAGAUGGGAUCGCAUUACACGGCCGCACUCGAAUUUCUUCAUCUGCACAGGUAUUGGGUUGCUCUAAUCCUUGCGAUCAGCGUGAUUGGCAGCAGCAAGGUUUACUCGAGUGUGUCGAAGAAGCUCAGAAUCUACGGCGCAAACUUCCCUCCUGUGGUUAAAUUGACUAACGAUCAAAUUUUCAAUGACCCCAUCAAUUCGUACAACAAUGCCAUUCGCGAGCACGGUGAUAUCAUUGCGGUGAAAAAGAAGGACAAGAUGGAAAUCAUGGUGUCCGAGAAAUACGCCCAGAGGGUUCUCACGGAUGAAAAGAACUUCAGUUUCGAGCAUGGGGUCGCCGAUGCGAUGAACAUGGAAUUUCUCAUGAACAUGACCCAAGGGAGGGUCUUCAAGACCAUGGCCGAUGUAACUUCCGGGCUUUUGGGGAAGCGCAUGGAUAUUGUCGUGAAACAAGUCUCAUCGAUCUUCUUCGACCGAGCGGAGGAGAUAACAAAUGACCCCAAAAGCCAAGCCCUGGAUCUCUUCGAAUAUACUCAAAGCACUGUGUCUGAUGCCAUGGUCGUUCUGCUUCUUGGAAAGAAAUUCCUCAACCCUGCUUACAGCCAUGCCGUUAAGAUGGCAGCUAACGAUGUUGCUGAGCUUGGAGGCAUUUUCCAAAACCGGUCUUACUUUGCACGAACAUUCCCUGCCUUGUGGAGAUUUACUACAGCAAUCAAGACUACAUUCUGGAGACUGGGGGUUUGUUUGUUCAUGUUCAUGGGCCGUCCAAUCUGGCGCGAGACGAAUCGCCUUCUGAAAGACCCUCAAACUUAUGUCGAGGAGAAGGAGAUUACCCUACUCCUGCUUCUCGUGAGGAAGUUUGCCACCCCUGAGCGAACUUUGAAACUGGCCGACAGAGGAAUGAUCUACCUCGUACUCAUGAGCACCAUGUUCGCAUCCGUGCAUCAAGUAGCAAGCACCAUGGUCUGGGUUCUCUGCGAAUUGGCGCUCCGCCCCCAGGAUCAGGAAGAGAUUUACGCCGAGAUCAAGUCCAUCAUGGACAAGGGACCGGAGAACCUGACCCACGAUGAUCUUCUGAGAGCCGUCCACACAGAUUCCUUCCUGCGUGAAGUGAUGCGCACCAAGGGUGACACCUUCAGCACAGUCCGCAUGGCCAUGAACGACGUGCCACUUGGAAAAUACGUGAUCCCCAAGGGCUACACCGUGCACCCCAAUGCAGCCUUGGCACACAAUGCACCUGAGAAUGCUGGUGAUAACCCGGAGACUUUCGAUGGUAAGCGCUGGAUUGGCGGCAAGCCUGCGUCGAUGGCCGGACCAGGUCACCUCGCCUUCGGUCUCGGCCGAUGGGCCUGCCCAGGCCGCUACUUUGCAGUUGCUGAAAUCAAGAUGAUGGUUUUCUCCAUUUUGGUGAAUUCGAAAGUGGAGCUCGUUAACAACAAGUACGAGAUUGUGGACAAACUCAUGAUUGCUAGCGCACCCCCCGAAGCUGUUUUCAAGCUCACCAAGCGACCAGAGUAG
Penicillium chermesinum is the source of this 1560-nucleotide messenger RNA. RefSeq names its product cytochrome P450. The transcript has 12 exons. The coding region runs from base 1 to 1560 and encodes 519 amino acids. Lineage: Eukaryota; Fungi; Ascomycota; Eurotiomycetes; Eurotiales; Aspergillaceae. Gene Ontology annotation, molecular function: oxidoreductase activity, acting on paired donors, with incorporation or reduction of molecular oxygen; monooxygenase activity; iron ion binding. The record is from RefSeq and is a predicted model, not a curated record.